Panicum hallii is the source of this 1690-nucleotide messenger RNA. RefSeq names its product cilia- and flagella-associated protein 91-like. Gene Ontology annotation, molecular function: protein binding. The coding region runs from base 149 to 1372 and encodes 407 amino acids. The record is from RefSeq and is a predicted model, not a curated record. The transcript has 5 exons. Lineage: Eukaryota; Viridiplantae; Streptophyta; Magnoliopsida; Poales; Poaceae.
CCGCGGCGGCCACCCGCUUCACGUGGCCGGCCGCUGGAUCGGCUCGCCGCGGUUGACCGGAGCGUUGAGCCGGUCGUCGCCGCGCGGGGUGGUUGGCCGCUGGCGUCGUCCGCACUCGCGUCGCGUCCGCUCCGGGAUCGAGCGAGCGAUGGGGAAGGCGGGGAGGUGGCUCAAGAGCUUCCUGUCCGGGAAGAAGGACAGGCCGCGCGCCGAGGCGAUGGCCGUGGCGGCGACGCCUCCUGCUACGGGGGCACCCAAGGACAAGCGGUGGAGCUUCAGGCGGCCGGGGCAGGAAGGGAAGGCCGCCGCGAUGACCCCGGCGGCGAGGCGCAGCGGGCCGGACGAGGGCCUCGGCCUGUCGGCGACGGACAUCGAGUUCGAUCAGAAGAAGCACGCCGUGGCGGUCGCGGUGGCGACCGCGGCGGCCGCCGACGCCGCGGUGGCCGCGGCGCACGCGGCAGCGGCGGUGGCGCGCCUGUCCUCUCGCAGGGCGCGCCUGCCGGCGAGCCUCAUCGAGGACGGGGCGGCGGUCAGGAUCCAGGCCAACUUCAGAGGCUACCUGGCGAGGACGGCGCUGUGCGCGCUGAGGGGCAUCGUGAAGCUACAAGCUCUGGUGCGGGGCCAGCUGGUGAGGAAGCAGGCGAACGCCACGCUCCGGUGCAUGCAGGCGCUGCUCACGGCGCAGUCCCACCUGCGGGCGCAGCGCAUGCGCGUCCUCCAGGAGCACUACCACCUGGCGCCGCCGCCGCCCAGGCCACGGCACUCGCCGCAGCACCCGAGGCACCGCCGAUCCUAUGAGAUGGAUAGGUCGUGCGAGGAGAACGCCAAGAUCGUGGAGAUGGACAUCGGCGAGCCGGCGCGGCGAGACGCGGCCAAGGACAGGCAUCUCCUCCUCGAGCACCACGGCCGGUGCUCGCCGGCGCCAUCGGCGGUGACGGAGCUGAGCCCGAGGGCGUACAGCGGCCACUUCGACGAGCUCUCGGUGGCGACGGCGCGGAGCAGCCCGCAGCACGGGUCGGCGGCCUCGGAGGCGUGCCCGAGCUACAUGGCCAACACGGAGUCGUCCCGCGCCAAGGCGCGGUCCCAGAGCGCGCCCCGCCAGCGCACCGACGCGCUGGAGCUGCAGUCGAGCCGGAGGAAGGGGACCCCACCGAGGGGCGCCAAGAUGCAGCGGUCCUCGUCGGUGGCCGGCGGGGCGCCGCGAGGGGGCGGCCAGUCGUCGCCGUGGUCGGCGGGCCUGAGGCUGGACGCGUCGAGCGCGUCGCUCAAGGGCAGCGAGUGCGGGUCCACCAGCUCCGUGCUCACCGCGGCCACCGUGUACAGCCGGACACGGUCGCUCGUCGGCUUCGAGGUGCGACGUGGCCUGUACUGAGCUCUCGCUGUCCCUGGUGUGUGCCAUGGAGGGGUGGCUUCAGGAGUUCAGGUCUUCCAAUGAUCCAGGGUGCCUCCUCGGGAGCUCCAAGCAGACGCUUGUGAUCAGUUUGCAAUUACUCUCGUCAGUGUGCCAAGAGAGCAACGAACGUGGCUGGUUCAGAGCAGUACAUAGUAAAAUUUCAAACUGUAUAUUUUUGUAGCCCACUUGUGAUGUUUUGCAUGGUAUUGGGUGGUAUGAACGGAUACCACGACACACAAUGUAAUAAGGUUUGAUUGCAAACCCUCGUGGAAGAUACAGUAUUGUUUAGAUGUGAAA